UCCCAGCUCUGUGAAACUUCUUGUUUAUUUACUGCAUUCAGCAGCUUGCAAAUGGUUAACUAUAUGCAGAAAAGUCAGCACAGCUGUGAAGUAUGCUGUGAAUUUUAAUUGGGGAAAAACAGGACUACUGCUUCGGGAUGAUCUAGUAUGCACUCUGCUUGAAAUAUUUUCAAUGAAAUGCUCAGCAUUUUGUCUUUCACCAGAGGUUUUAACUUUGUGAAGCAAUGGGACUUGCCAAAAAGUGAUAUUUGAGAAGAAAGUACGUGGUGGUUGGUGUUUUCUUUUCCAAUAAAGAGACUGCAUUUACUUUGAACAUCUCUUCCAGCUGUGCGUUACAGAUAACGUCAGGAAGAGUUCUGCUUUACAGAAUCAGAUCCAUCACACGACAACAUGAAGCUGUGGAUCCAUUUCUUAUGUUCAUCUCUCCUUGCCUGUCUGUCUUCACAGUCUCCGUCUCCAGUGUCCUCAGCCAGAGGUUCUUGCGAUUCUCUUUGCAAUUGUGAGGAAAAAGACGGCACAAUGAUAAUAAAUUGUGAAGAAAAAGGUAUCAAAAAGUUAUCCCAAAUAAGUGUUCCACCAUCACGACAUUUCCACUUAAAUUUAUUAAAUAAUGGCUUGACAAUGCUUCACACAAAUGACUUUUCUGGGCUUACCAACGCUAUCUCAAUACACCUUGGAUUUAACAAUAUUGCAGAUAUUGAGACUGGUGCAUUUAAUGGCCUUGGCCUUCUUAAGCAACUUCAUAUCAAUCACAAUUCUUUAGAAAUUCUUAAAGAGGAUACCUUCCAUGGACUGGAAAACCUGGAAUUUCUACAAGCAGAUAACAAUUUUAUUACAGUGAUUGAACCAAGUGCCUUUAGCAAGCUCAACAGACUUAAAGUGUUAAUUUUAAAUGACAAUGCUAUUGAGAGUCUUCCUCCAAACAUAUUUCGAUUUGUUCCUUUAACUCAUCUAGAUCUUCGUGGAAAUCAGUUGCAAACAUUGCCUUAUGUUGGUUUUUUAGAACACAUUGGCCGAAUAUUGGAUCUCCAGUUGGAGGACAAUAAAUGGGCCUGCAAUUGUGACUUAGUCCAGCUAAAAAUUUGGUUGGAAAACAUGCCUCCACAGUCUGUGAUUGGUGAUGUUGUAUGCAACAGCCCUCCAUUUCUCAAAGGAAGCAUACUGAGCCGACUGAAAGCAGAAUCGAUUUGCCCCACUCCACCAGUAUUUGAAGAACAUGAGGAUCCUUCAGGAUCAUUACACCUCACAGUAACAUCUUCAAUAAGCGAUAGUCGCAUGUCAACCAAGACUAUAUUUCUUUUAAAACCCCCCACCAAAGCACCGGGUUUGAUACCUUAUAUUACAAAGCCAUCCACUCAACUUCCAGCACCCUACUGUCCUAUUCCUUGUAACUGCAAAGUACUAUCCCCAUCAGGACUUCUAAUACACUGUCAAGAACGCAAUAUUGAAAGCUUAGCAGAUCUAAAACCUCCUCCACAAAAUCCUAGAAAGCUUAUUCUGGCGGGGAAUAUUAUUCACACAUUAAUGAAGUCUGAUCUAGUGGAAUACUUCACUUUGGAAAUGCUUCACUUGGGAAACAACCGUAUUGAGGUGCUUGAAGAAGGAUCAUUUAUGAAUCUAACAAGAUUACAAAAGCUCUAUUUAAAUGGGAACCAUCUAACCAAAUUAAGUAGAGGCAUGUUCCUUGGUCUCCACAAUCUUGAAUACUUGUAUCUUGAAUACAAUGCGGUUAAGGAAAUAUUACCAGGAAGCUUUAACCCAAUGCCUAAACUUAAAGUUCUCUAUUUAAAUAAUAACCUCCUACAAGUUUUACCGCCACGUAUUUUUUCAGGGGUUCCCCUAACGAGGAUAAACCUUAAAACAAACCAGUUUACCCAUCUACCUGUAAGUAAUAUCUUGGAUGACCUUGAUUUAUUGACCCAGAUUGACCUUGAGGACAACCCCUGGGAUUGCUCCUGUGACCUGGUUGGAUUGCAGCAAUGGAUACAAAAAUUAAGUACGAACACAGUGACAGAUGACAUCCUCUGCACUUCUCCGGAGCACCUAGCCAGGAAGGAAUUAAAAGCACUAAAUAGUGAACUUCUUUGCCCAGGUUUGGUCAAUAACCCAUCCCUGCCAACUCAGACUAGUUACAUAAUUGUCAGUACUCCUACGACCACAACUGCAGCAGAUACUAUUUUAAGAUCACUUACCGAUGCUGUACCACUAUCUGUUUUAAUAUUAGGACUGCUGAUUGUAUUCAUAACUAUCGUGUUCUGUGCUGCAGGGAUAGUGGUUCUGGUUCUCCACCGCAGGAGGAGAUACAAAAAGAAACAAGCAGAAGAGCAGAUGAGAGACAACAGUCCUGUGCAUCUUCAAUACAGCAUGUAUGGCCAUAAAACAACUCACCACACUACUGAAAGACCCACCACAUCGCUCUAUGAGCAGCACAUGGUGAGCCCCAUGGUUCACGUCUACAGAAGUCCAUCCUUUGGCUCAAAGCAUUUGGAAGAGGAAGAAGAAAGGAAUGAGAAAGAGGGAAGUGAUGCAAAACAUCUCCAAAGAAGUCUUUUAGAAAGGGAAAAUCAUUCACCACUCACGGGGUCGAAUAUGAAGUACAAAACCACAGACCAAUCGGAAUUUUUAACCUUCCAGGAUGCCAGUUCAUUAUAUAGGAACAUUUUAGAGAAAGAAAGAGAACUUCAGCAACUGGGAAUCACGGAAUACCUAAGGAAAAACAUUGCUCAACUCCAGCCCGAUAUGGAGGUACAGUAUCCGGGAGCCCACGAAGAGUUAAAAUUAAUGGAGACAUUAAUGUACUCAAGGCCAAGGAAGGUAUUAGUGGAACAGACUAAAAAUGAGUAUUUUGAGCUUAAAGCUAACUUACAUGCUGAACCUGACUACUUAGAAGUCCUGGAGCAGCAAACAUAGAUGGAGAGUUUGAGGGCUUUCGCAGAAAUGCUGUGAUUCUGUCUUAAGUCCAAACGUUGUAAGUAAGUGCCUUAUAUAAGUGUGUCAUCAAUCAGAACUUAAGCACAGCAGUAAUCCUAUCGGAAAAAAAGAAGAAAAAGAAACUCAGGGAUCACUGGGAGAAGCCAUUGCAUUGUCUUCAGGCAAUU
Diceros bicornis minor is the source of this 3098-nucleotide messenger RNA. It is a transcript of the gene SLITRK6, whose product is annotated as SLIT and NTRK like family member 6. Gene Ontology annotation, cellular component: membrane. Gene Ontology annotation, molecular function: protein binding. The coding region runs from base 391 to 2910 and encodes 839 amino acids. The record is from RefSeq and is a predicted model, not a curated record. NCBI's taxonomy places the organism in Eukaryota, Metazoa, Chordata, Mammalia, Perissodactyla, Rhinocerotidae. Gene Ontology annotation, biological process: regulation of presynapse assembly; axonogenesis; positive regulation of synapse assembly. The transcript has 2 exons.